Messenger RNA from Tarenaya hassleriana, 2845 nucleotides. RefSeq names its product FT-interacting protein 1. The transcript is spliced from 2 exons. Bases 414 to 2720 code for a protein of 768 amino acids. NCBI's taxonomy places the organism in Eukaryota, Viridiplantae, Streptophyta, Magnoliopsida, Brassicales, Cleomaceae. The record is from RefSeq and is a predicted model, not a curated record.
CUUGAAUAGAUUGCUUGUUUUUUUGUUCAUUUUCUCAAGUAAACGACAUCCGAAAUAAAGACGUUUAAGACAGUACAUUUCUUGCGGGGUUCAGCUGUUUUUCCAAAGAUCCAUCCUUUUUUUUUUAAUCUCUGCUGCAGAUGCAUCUUCUUGUUUGAGUUAAUGGGUUUUUUUUUGUUUCCAUUUUCGUUUGAAACCCAUUGGGAGAGAGCUCUGCGAGGUUCUUCUGAAUCUGCUGCUGGUGAAAAUGUUCCACAUGUAACAGAGCCAAGAACUUUAACCUGAAACUGAAACUACUCUUCGUGUUUCCUCUCACUGUUCUUGGUCCUUGUCCAUCACUUUCUUGGAUCCCAUCCUGAGACAACGUCAAAAGGGGAUUAGAUUUGUAGCAUUGUUGCCAGUUUCAGACCAAGAUGCAGAAACCUCCGCAGAAUAUAGACUUUGCCCUGAAAGAGACCUCGCCAAAGAUCGGGGCGGGUGCUGUCGCGGGUGAUAAGCUCUCCUGCACUUAUGAUCUCGUCGAGCAGAUGCAUUACCUCUAUGUCCGGGUCGUCAAGGCGAAAGAUCUGCCAGGAAAGGAUGUGACCGGGAGUUGUGACCCUUACGUGGAAGUGAAGCUCGGAAACUACAAGGGAAUGACAAAGCAUUUCGAGAAGAAGUCGAAUCCCGAGUGGAACCAAGUCUUCGCCUUUUCCAAGGACAGGAUCCAAGCUUCGAUCUUGGAGGUCAUUGUUAAAGACAAGGACGUCGUGCUCGAUGAUCUGAUCGGUAGAGCUUUGUUCGAUCUUAACGAGAUUCCUAAAAGGGUUCCACCAGAUAGUCCCUUGGCUCCUCAGUGGUAUCGGCUGGAAGAUCGACACGGGAAUAAGGUUAAGGGUGAGCUCAUGCUUGCUGUCUGGAUGGGGACACAAGCCGAUGAAGCAUUCCCUGAUGCUUGGCACUCCGACGCAGCGACAGUGGGGCCCGAUGGCGUGGCCAAUAUAAGGUCGAAAGUGUAUCUAUCGCCAAAGUUAUGGUACGUGAGAGUGAAUGUGAUUGAAGCUCAAGACUUGGUGCCUCACGACAAAACUCGAUACCCCGAGGUAUUCGUGAAAGCAAUGCUCGGGAACCAGGCCUUGAGGACCCGAAUAUCUCCGACAAAAACCUUAAACCCGAUGUGGAACGAAGAUCUGAUGUUUGUGGUGGCCGAGCCCUUUGAAGAGCCGCUGAUUCUCUCGCUGGAAGACAGGGUUGCGCCUAACAAAGACGAAACGCUCGGGCGGUGUAUGAUCCCGUUGCAGAACGUUCAGAGGAGGUUAGACCACAGGCCGUUGAACUCGAGGUGGUUCAACCUCGAGAAACACAUUUUGGUCGACGGGGAGAAAAAGGAGGUGAAAUUCGCUAGUAGGAUCCAUCUGAGGAUCUUUCUGGAGGGCGGAUACCAUGUUCUUGAUGAAUCAACUCAUUACAGCAGCGAUCUAAAGCCGACGGCAAAGCAACUAUGGAAGCCGAGCAUCGGAAUACUCGAAGUAGGGAUCAUUAGCGCUCAUGGCCUGAUGCCGAUGAAGACAAAAGACGGGAGAGGCACGACUGAUGCCUAUUGUGUGGCCAAGUACGGACAGAAAUGGGUCCGGACAAGAACUAUAGUGGACAGUUUCAUGCCGAAAUGGAACGAGCAGUACACUUGGGAGGUGUUUGAUCCUUGCACUGUGAUCACAAUCGGAGUUUUCGACAAUGGGCACAUCGGAGGAGGAGGAAAAGACUCAAGAAUCGGCAAAGUGAGAAUCAGAUUGUCGACACUCGAAGCCGAGAGGGUCUACACUCAUUCUUAUCCGCUGCUCGCCUUCCAUCAGUCGGGCGUGAAGAAAAUGGGCGAAGUACAGUUAGCCAUACGGUUCACUUGCUCGUCUUUGAUGAACAUGCUUCACAUGUAUUCGCAGCCACUCUUGCCCCGGAUGCAUUACAUCCACCCGUUAUCGGUCAUCCAGCUCGACAGCCUGAGACAUCAAGCCAUGAACAUCGUCUCGAUGAGGCUGAACCGAGCUGAGCCGCCGCUUCACAAAGAGGUCGUCGAGUACAUGCUCGACGUGGAUUCUCACAUGUGGAGCAUGAGGAGGAGCAAGGCCAAUUUCUUCCGGAUCAUGAGCGUUUUAAGCGGCCUUAUCGCCAUUGGCAAGUGGUUCGAUCAGAUCUGCAACUGGAGAAACCCGAUAACCACGAUUCUCAUCCAUGUUCUCUUCAUAAUCUUGGUUCUCUACCCGGAGCUCAUCCUCCCGACCGUUUUCUUGUACCUCUUCUUGAUCGGUAUCUGGAACUUCCGUUGGAGGCCAAGGCAUCCGCCACACAUGGACACACGGCUGUCUCACGCGGACGCUGUCCACCCGGACGAGCUGGACGAGGAGUUCGACACGUUCCCGACGUCUAGGCCAUCGGAUAUCGUGAGGAUGAGGUAUGAUCGGCUGAGGAGCAUCGCGGGCAGGGUGCAGACGGUGAUAGGAGAUCUCGCUACGCAAGGGGAGCGGUUCCAGUCGCUACUGAGCUGGCGUGACCCGAGGGCGACCACGCUGUUCGUGAUGUUCUGUCUGGUCGCGGCCGUCGUGCUGUACGUUACCCCUUUCCAGGUCGUGGCGCUUCUCACGGGGAUUUACGUGCUGCGGCACCCGAGGUUCAGGUACAAGCUCCCGUCCGCUCCGCUCAACUUCUUCCGGAGGCUCCCCGCAAGAUCCGACAGUAUGCUUUAAGCCAGAUCUCGUGGCUGUAAUGAUUUCAUUGUAUUCUUCCUUCGAGUUGAACUGUGGAGACCAAUAACGUUGUCGCUUGCUAUGCUAUUCAUGGAGUUUUUUUUUUUUAAUGUAAAAUUUCAUCA